AACUGAAGGUUAGUUCAAACAGAAACGCAACUUAAUCUCUGUGUAAAAUUAACGCAACGAAAUGUAUAGAAUAUAAAUGUGAUGCAAUCCAUCGACGACGAGAAGGGGGAAAGGCACAUUGACGGUAGAACAAAGAACAUGGUUUAUCAAUCCAAUCAGAGAAGUUAAGCCAUAUGGCUGUAUAAGAAAGCCAUGAUGCUGGUUCAGUGAAGGCGGUUGGCAGAGGCAUUUCCUCAUUUCAAAUAUAUUUUAAGCCCAGCCAAGUAGUCUGUCUCAUUGUUUAUGCAAUUCGUUAAGCCUCGCACACAUCAGAACUCAUUAAACGUUUAAAUCGAUUAGGAAAUCACUCCAUAUAUGAUAUUGUGUACAUUCAGAAAGAGAGAUUUAUCGCCGCGAACACUGUUAACACAGUAAACACGCAAUUUAACAACAUAAAGUGUGUCGCCUCCUUCAACUUCAAACACAUUUAGAGGAAUGGAAGCUCAAAAUGGCGAAGACACAAAUCACAUCAACGAAAAAGACAAUCCCGGCAACGAAGGAGGAAUGCCGGCGGAGAAGAGCGAAAAUAUAGCAGACAAACCAUUGGAAGAGAGCAUAUCGAAGGAAAGUUUAUCCGAAAUCCGCGAAGCGUUCAACAUAUUCGACAAGGAUGGGAAUGGUUACAUCACCGCUUCGGAGCUCAGACACUUUUUAUCUUCCCUGGGUUACAACAUGACCGAAGCAGAACUCAUGGACAUGAUGAAUAAGAUAGACGCUGAUGGUAACGGUGCGAUAGAUUUCCCCGAAUUCCUGGAACUGUCUACCAAAAAGCUCCACGUGCUAUCAGAAGAAGAGCUGGCACAGCAGACAUUUAACGUGUUCGACAGGUCACAGAAGGGGCACAUCUCUACGAACGACUUGAGACACAUCUUCACGACAUUAGAGCAAACAUUCGGUGAGCCAGAAAUGCAAGAAAUGUUGCUUCAAGCUGAUUUUGACCAAGAUGGUAGGGUGGAGUUUAAAGACUUUUUAAAGAUGAUGAAGAAAGAAACAUCGGAAAGAUGAUCGCUUCAACUCUAGUGUAUGGGUUGUGGACGUUGCACAAAAGGACCUUCAAGAUUCCGCUAAGAAUGCAGGGUGUAUAAGAAACUUCUUGUCACUUUUUCCUUAAAACACGAAAGAUUUUGGUCGCAGAAAAAUUGCAUUUAAUUCGCACUUCAGCGUGGAGUAAUUGGACAACCUUGAAUGUUUUAGAAACACGGCAGACCUCAUGCACCCAUUAUUACGCUUCAUAGCACUAUUUUGACUAUGAUGCUUUGUCAAAAUAACAGCUAUAAUUGGAAACCAAUGCUUGUAGAAUACAUAUAUA
Messenger RNA from Dendronephthya gigantea, 1348 nucleotides. RefSeq names its product neo-calmodulin-like. The transcript is spliced from 4 exons. NCBI's taxonomy places the organism in Eukaryota, Metazoa, Cnidaria, Anthozoa, Malacalcyonacea, Nephtheidae. The coding region runs from base 475 to 1044 and encodes 189 amino acids. The record is from RefSeq and is a predicted model, not a curated record. Gene Ontology annotation, molecular function: enzyme regulator activity; calcium ion binding.